This is a messenger RNA of Pecten maximus, 3941 nucleotides long. RefSeq lists its product as uncharacterized. Gene Ontology annotation, biological process: negative regulation of meiotic nuclear division; regulation of mitotic nuclear division. The record is from RefSeq and is a predicted model, not a curated record. Gene Ontology annotation, cellular component: nucleus. Gene Ontology annotation, molecular function: protein binding. The transcript has 5 exons. NCBI's taxonomy places the organism in Eukaryota, Metazoa, Mollusca, Bivalvia, Pectinida, Pectinidae. Bases 206 to 1510 code for a protein of 434 amino acids.
UUGAUUGGUUGUACGGUUUUGGCGACCAAUUUGAACAGAAAAAUUUAUGAAAACAACACGAGAGGACGCUACCACGAUUAUUCUACAGAGUAGACUAAUCAGAUCGAUUCAACAACACGUCGCUAUAUUUUAAUGUUCAUGUACCCCAAUGAAGUGUUACGAUUACCGAUAUUUGUUUCAAAUAAUCAUUUUUCAUUGAAGAAAGAUGCCUGGAAUACCAGUACAUACAUUUUACCCACGGAUACCCAAUAAGUCUUGUGCAAUUUCAAAUUUGGAGAAAAGAAAUCAUGACCUUGAAAUUGACCUUAAGUUUCGUACUCAGAGUGUAACAAGUACACCCUAUCAGAAGCUUAACUAUGGCCACCAUCCUUCCCUGUCUCCUGUGGACGACAGUGGGUACACCUCAAUCACAAGUUGUGGGACUAUUGACAAUUCUGCUGUCCAAGAAUUUCAAACACCAAUUUCUGGGUUUUUCCAACAUCCUGGCCGUCAGCUAGCAUUUACUCCACUUAGCCCAGUCCCAUGUGAAAGAACAGUCGAGUACCAUCCAUCAUUUUCUGAAGUAAGCAGCCGAUUUGAUAGCGAACAUGAUCGGGACUGGGAAAUUCCCGAAGACAAAGUUAAAUUUAAUCUGUCCUACAGAUCAAUACCGCAAUAUAGACUCAACUUUGAUGAGGGUGAAGAUGAAGUUGAUGAUUGUUUUGAAGAUGAAAGUAUUUGUGACUUGAAAAAAACAAGUUUCAUGAAAAGUCCAGUUAGUGAUUAUCAUGAUCAUGAAUCAGAUAAAUUGUUGACAGACUCUCCACAUUCCCGACUGAGCUUUGAAUGUGAUCAGAAAGUUCCAUGUGAUUGCCAAUGUACAAACAACACAUAUAUGUCGGAAGAGAGCGAACUUAUCUCUACAAGCGCCAGUCUAAAUGCUUCAAGUCUUGCAGACCGCUUCAAUGAAGUGUUACAAAAAUUUUCACCGAAGGAACCUGAUCGUUUGAUUGGUCGGAAGAUGGGACUUCUUUGUGUGGACAUUGUGUUUGAAUUGUCAAUGCGGAAUAUUUCUGCGUUAUCUGUGAUAUUUGGUUAUUUGGAUCCACAAGACCUUUGCAGUUUCUGUCAAGUAAGCAAGGACUGGAAGUCUAUCUGUGACGAGGACAAAAAGGUGACAGGUCGUCGUGUCCAGUACAUACAACAACAACGAAACGCUUGCUCCAACAAACUAGAGAAGGAAAAUUUAGGAAAACGUCUGGAACAUCGUUCAGAAAGAGGCUUAACAGAAGGAGAGCGUACGUUUGGCAUGUUACAACAGACAGUGUCUUCUUCAAAAGCCAACAAUCAAGUUCCAGAGAACCUGUUCCACUCGGUUGCAUCCACUCUCAAAAACUACGAGAGUCUCCGAAGAUGUCCCGAAGUGUCAGGGUCCAUCAAAAGUACUGGAGGUCCAGGAACGAGGCAUGUGUGUCCAGACCGAUUGUGGGUUCGACUUUUGUGUCAAGUGCCUGAACAAUUUUCACUUUGAGCAGGCCUGUGUUCCAACAUCUGCCAAAAGACCAAAGACUUCCAUCGGCAGUCGAAAAAGUAAAAAGAACUUGAGGCGCUUAUAGCAUUAGUUAAACUUGCUCUGCAAGUCAAACUAAAUGAUGAGAAUGGAAGGUCAUAUAAACCUCUGAAUUCUCAUGAAGGAAGUUCAAAAGGUGCUAGCCGGAAGAAGCAACAAGAAAAUGGCAAAUAUGGUGCAGCCACAAGGAUAUGGACAUCUUCAUUUGCAUGUGUCGUGCAAUUGCUAACUGGGCAGUCAGCAUAGCAACAUGUUCAACUGAAUCUUUACAUCAUCAUCCAACAGUUACAGGCAAUGUGAUUGGCUGUAUCUGUGACAUCAUUAAUCAACCAACUGUAACAGGUCAUUUGAUUGGCUGUAUCUGUGACAUCAUUAACAAACCAACUGUAAUAUGUCAUUUGAUUGCCUCUUCCAGUGACAUCAUCACAUACACCAGUAACACCACAGUAACAGGCAAUAUGAUUGGCUCUAUCUGUGUCACCGUCACACAAGUUUAGGGCAGUGUGAUUGGCUGUAUCAGUGACAUCAUCACAUACAGAACAGUAACAGGCAAUAUGAUUGGCUCUAUCUGUGUCACCGUCACACAAGUCUCGGGCAGUGUGAUUGGCUGUAUCAGUGACAUCAUCACAUACAGAACAGUAACAGGCAAUAAGAUUGGCUCUAUCUGUGUCACCAUCACACAAGUCUCGGGCAGUGUGAUUGGCUGUAUCAGUGACAUCAUCACAUACAGAACAGUAACAGGCAAUAUGAUUGGCUCUAUCUGUGUCACCAUCACACAAGUCUCGGGCAAUGUGAUUGGCUGUAUCAGUGACAUAUCGUCACCCGACUGUGCAGUAACAGUUUUUAAGAGAUUGUUGAUAUAAGUAUCAAAAUGAUUGAAUUUUGUAUGUACAGUGAAGGAGCAUUUUUACUUGCUCAAUGGCUAUUCUCUCUUUUUUAAGAGGUCUAUAUAUUGAAUUUAUUUUAACAUAUUUUAUUUUAAAACAAAUACAAAGUAAGUUUCACUUAUGAUUUUUUAUUUCAUUUUUUGCAUGAAAUUAAAAACCAGAAAUAUCAUGAAAAAUUCUGGAAUGCUUAUACAUCAUUCAAAAAUUAUGAAUAUUGAAAAAAGGUUUAGGGCUGUUCCAAAAUCAUCUGUGUAGGAGGAGUGGGAAACCCCACCACCUAUCCCAUCCCUCCCACACUGAUAAUUUUGGAAUAGCCCUUAAUUUAGGGUGAACUUUUUCAAUAUACAGCUUUGUCAUAAUUUCCCAAUCAAAAUUUUGUUUUAUUUUACUUUUAUGUAAUGACAUUAAAAUAGAAAUUUUCAAGCAAGAUCAAAUUAUAUAGAGAUAUCUGUAUUCCAUAAGCCUUGGAUUGUCAGAAUAACUUAUUCUUAUUUUCAAAUAAAAUACAUGCUGCAUACCUACACCAUUUCAAUUAGCACUAUAUAUUUUUCUUAUUUAAUUUUAGCAAAUCUGUAUGACAAAUAAUAUUUUAAUUUCACAAAUUUUUUUUUAAAUGACACUGUUUUGUGCCAUAAUAUAUAUAUAAUUAUUCUGUCGAAAAAAAAUAUUGCAUAUUAUUAUUACUGUAAUUAUAGAAAGAGAAGAAAUUCAUUUGUUGUUUGUAUAGUUUGAAUUCAUGUCUACAUGAUGAAUCAUGAAUUAAAAAAUAAAAUGUUAGUGACUGGUGUUGCGAUUAAUCAACUAUAAGCUAAAAUAACAACAUGGAAGGUUUCAGGGUUUAGAUUGUUAAGACAGCAGACUUCGAAAAUAAUAAAUGAACAAAAUCACUGGUAAAUUUUAUACAUCUAAAAUGCAUAAUAAUAACAAUUUAAAAUAUGGCUUUAUCCAUGAAACAUUCCGAAUUAGCCUUAACAUUUUGCUCCAUUUUGGAGAUUUUUUUCUGCAGAUAUUUCCUUUCCUGUUCGUAAUCGCCAUCAAUUUUUUUUUUUUUAUAACAACCGAUCAUGAAUUUUUAUUUGAUUCUCACCACUCAUAUGGGAAUCUAGACUGAAAAUCUGUGUAUCGUUUGUUGAUUUAAUUAUAGACAGUCAGGAAGAAUCAUAAGUUAGUUGAUGUAUAGUAGUGUACAGGAGUUAAAUGGCUAAUUAUUGCAAUUUGUAUGAUAAUGAAUGAAAACUGUAUGGAGAGAGAUUGUGGUGACUGAUGUAAUCAUGCAAAGUUUGUAUGGAGUGAGGUUGAAUAGAUGUUAAGGUCAAUUUUAAAAUAUUCAGAUUUGUAAAAAUGUAAAUAAGUUUAUCCCUCUUGCCAAACUUUUGAGACAUAUCAUGUCAAUGUACCAGAAUGUGUUCAGCAUGAAUGAACUAGUUCAAUGCUCAUUAUUUUUAUAUAAUAUGCUUCAUGUUAAUUUUUUACAUGAAUUAUGGAAAAUAAAGAAUUUUUAUUUA